Epinephelus moara (kelp grouper) is the source of this 10806-nucleotide messenger RNA. RefSeq names its product 5-hydroxytryptamine (serotonin) receptor 2C, G protein-coupled-like 1 (gene htr2cl1). Bases 1655 to 3391 code for a protein of 578 amino acids. Gene Ontology annotation, biological process: chemical synaptic transmission; G protein-coupled receptor signaling pathway, coupled to cyclic nucleotide second messenger. The transcript has 11 exons. NCBI's taxonomy places the organism in Eukaryota, Metazoa, Chordata, Actinopteri, Perciformes, Serranidae. The record is from RefSeq and is a predicted model, not a curated record. Gene Ontology annotation, molecular function: neurotransmitter receptor activity; G protein-coupled serotonin receptor activity. Gene Ontology annotation, cellular component: dendrite; plasma membrane.
CUUUCCUAAAGGAGACUGCUCUUUCAGCAUCCUACUAAAUCAAUUAACCAACUUAAUUUUGUUUUUGCUGGAACCUAAAGAGGGAUUUAUUGUCAUUUCUUUGCCUCUUGUUUUGGCGCAGGACGCGUCUCGGUGCGCACCGGACCAGAAUGGACCGCAGAACGUGUCCGGUGCGUCCGCACUGGUCCUCUGCCGCUCUGUCCGGGACACACUGAAAGAAAUCCUGGACUGAACUUAACACUCACUGUACGUUUUCUUAUCUCCUGUAGUUGACGGGCUGCGUGCCUCCGCUCAGAAGGCACAACAAGACGCGGAGAUUCAUUCCUCAACUCGAAGAGAGGACAUGGACAUACUGUAGCCAGCGCUGACAGAAAAGGAGGAUGUAGCUCGGAAACAAGAGGGACAUCACAAACUGCAAGGACGCAAAGGGAACAAUCGGAUGUCUCCACGGCCUCCAUUAGGUGGAGUUUUGUUGCUAGCCCCAUCUCCGCAAGGGAUAUGAGGACUCUAAAACUUCACCUGAGCCUCCCUCGGCAUAUGGAUGGAGGAGCCAUCGGGAGCAAUCUGGGGUUCAGCAUCUUGCCCAAGGAUACUUCGACAUGCGGACCGGAGGAGCCGGGGGCUGAGCAGCCGAUCAUCUGAUUAGCGCACGACCCACUCUACCUCUGAGCCACAGCCUCCCACUGCCAAACACAAAAGCAUACGUCAGAUGUUCAGAGCCUUUAUUCUGAAGAAAGUCCAAACAAUACACCCGUGAAUGCAACAGCAGACUAAGACAGCUGAUCCGAGGGGACUUGUUCCACAUUAAGAUCAAACCAGCAUUCGGCAAUGGCAGAUGGAUGAUGCUGAUCCCUCACUCUGGAGGUGUGGAGUGACAGAUGACAGAGGGAUUGAUACGGCGAGAGAGAGGCAGAAAGAGAGAGGUAACGUCGGAAAGGGUCACCGCUGCCGGUAAUGGAAAACAGCUGCAAAGGUCAGGCACAUCGAUCGGGAGGCGUGAAGAAAUCAACCUGAUCAUCUACUCUGACCUGAAGGAAGAAACUUGCAACACCUUGGAUACAACAGGAGAAGGAUUCACAGCUGAAUGAAGACAUUGAAACUGGUCAAUACUCGUCGGCAAACUAACUGGCAGCGGGAGCAGACAGCAGCCAUGGAUAUGACUAAACCAAUUUUCAGCUCUAAAUUUGAAACUCUGAAACUCUUACUUCCAUCAAGAGGUGGAUGUGACUGAACACCACGAAGCAACAAGGGACUUUUCGACUCAGCAUACACCUUGAGAACUUGUCGCCAAUGACUUACUGGCAAGACAUGGGAGAUUCAAACCUCAGGGAACAAUUGGAGGCUGUUUGCAGCUAGCAAGACUAUUGAAAUACGAUAUAAACUGAAGAGUACUUGUAGCUAGGUCCUCCCAAUCCCUUCUCCCCUCUUCCCUGUCACUCCCCAUCCCCAAAGUUGCUUGUUCCCUGUUUUUCCCCUUCCCCCAGAUCCUUGUUAAUGGUGUUCUGUCGGUAUUAAGAAGUCGAUUUUGGUAGACGCUUCAGAACUCUGUAAAGAAGUCAAUGCUGAGCGCAUCUGUCUCACCACCUUCUUCCCUCUGCUGGUGAAGAAGGUGAAUUAAAACCAGCCUCCAAUAGAGUAAGGGUCUCUGUUUGGGAUGGGCGGCCCAGCGAGGGCUCUUCUUGGUGGUUUCAGCACCACCACCUCCUCCCUGGAGGUUGGAGGUCAGAUGGCUUGGCCAAGCAUUAACCCCCUGGACCUCAACCAAACCCUGUCAUGGGGGUUAGGGCUUGGAGGCAGCGGUGGAGGUGCGGCAGCCAUGAGUGCAGGUCUGGAUAAUUUCACCCAGGAGUCUGUCACCAGGGCAGUGAUGAAGGAGAAGAACUGGCCGGCGCUGCUCAUACUCGUCAUCAUCGCGCUGACGAUCGGUGGCAACAUCCUAGUGAUCCUGGCAGUGUCGCUGGAGAAGAAGCUUCAGAACGCCACCAACUUCUUCCUGAGGUCGCUGGCCGUGGCGGACAUGCUCGUAGGCAUCCUGGUCAUGCCGAUCUCCCUCAUCAACAUCCUCUACGACUACGCCUGGCCUCUCCCCAGCGCCCUGUGUCCGAUCUGGAUCUACCUGGAUGUGCUGUUCUCCACCGCCUCCAUCAUGCACCUGUGUGCCAUCUCUCUGGACCGAUACGUCGCCAUCCGCAACCCCAUAGAGCACAGCCGCUUCAACUCCAGAACCAAAGCCAUGAUGAAGAUCGCCGCCGUCUGGACCAUAUCUAUAGGCGUGUCAAUGCCUAUUCCAGUGAUCGGCCUCCACAACGAGGACAAGGUCUUUGUCAACGGCAGCUGUGUCCUCAACGAGGAGCGCUUCAUGCUCAUUGGCUCCUUCGUGGCCUUCUUCAUCCCACUGGUCAUCAUGGUGGUGACAUACUGCCUCACCAUACAGGUGCUCCAGAGGCAGGCCACCGUCUUCCUGUACGAGGCAAAGACUUCCUCCCAGCAGCCUUUGCACACACCAGCAAUGACAAACACAUUGCAGCCUCCACCCAGCACCUUCCACCUUCCUCAGAUCAACACACUCUCUCCUUCAGACUCACAAGAGCUGAAGCCCCCGCCUCCUCAGAGCAGACGGAACACCUUGAGCUGUCUGAAAGGAGCAGAGCCCAGCAUACUGCUCACCACGCCAGACAGCAUAAGCAUCAUUCCCAGCUCGGAGGUGGCGUCUCAGCUCAGCUCGCCGGCCGCGGGGCCAGGGCGGAGCGACACGUCGGGGUGCCACGGGCGACGGGGGAUGAUGCAGGCCAUAAAGAACGAGAGGCGGGCCUCCAAGGUCCUUGGAAUCGUCUUCUUCCUCUUCCUCAUCAUGUGGUGUCCCUUCUUCAUCACCAAUGUUACCUUCGUCCUGUGCCGCGGCUCCUGCAACGAGUCGCUGCUCAAUGACCUCCUCAACGUCUUCGUCUGGGUGGGCUACAUCUCCUCCGGGGUGAACCCUCUCGUCUACACUCUCUUCAAUAAGACCUACAGGAGAGCAUUCUCCAGCUACAUCAGGUGCCAGUACAAAGUCGGGGCCAACGCAGCUGGACAGAGUUGCAAAACCCUCCUGGUCCCCCCGCCGUGCCCGUCGCACGCCGUGACCCCUCUUCUGAUGGGCAGUCACGGGAAAGACGGCAUGGACCGCAAUAGUAACUGUCGCAACGGCGGCAGGGGGGAUAACGGGAGGCUGACGGUGGACCCGGAGGACAUGACAGAUGAUGAAACACAAAUCGGAAUAGUGUCACAGAGCCUCUCUGAAUGCCACAACAUCGGCAUGCUUUCGGAAACAGAGCCGGAAACGGAGGUGGAGCAGGAGCUGUCGCUCAUCAGCUACAGCCCCGCCUCCAGAGAACACACCAGCAGCGUGUGAUUGCGUGCUUUUACUUUGUUGUCUUCUGUUUUUUUAACCUGCAGACGCUGGGCCGUUUCGACGCGCUGGUGCUGGAAGCCCACAGCGAUUCUAUAGGCUGUAAACCUGCAGUGGGUGCUUUAAUUGUGGAGGGACUAGUCUCGGUUGAGGAGCCUUAUCCGCCACACUGAAGUGCACGACUUACCGCAAUGUGUGAGAGAAAUCAGCGUACCAGAGAAGUUAACCUCUAAGAUGAAAAAGUUUUGGAAUGAAAGCCAAUAUUUCACACGUGUUUGUUUUUUAUUUGGUGUGAAAAUGUUGGUUUUCAGACCAUAAAUGGAGGGUAAAAGCAUGAAGAUGUGCUCUGCAGUCACAAAUUGAGGUGUACUUCAUGGGGACGAAGGUACCAGACAGGGACAAAGUGACAAGAGGCAGCCAGUGAAGAGCUUAUCCUCAUUGUCAACCUGGUAUGAAGUCAGGCGGCCCUCGAUGGAGUCCCACUGAUGCAGGUUACAGAGUCGAGCGCCGACCUCUGGGGUCAAACGACGACUUCAAGCCUUCACACAGAGUCCAAAUGCAGUCCGAGCUCUGGUUUGUGUGGAUUCUCUCCGCACCAAGCAAACUAAACCAAAUCUAUUUUUGUGCCGGUCAAGCUUGACAACAGUCAUAGAAUAUAUCCGAAUGAACCUUUCCAGCAUGUAUAAUCAAACCAUUCAGCCAACAGAAAUUGGAUUUUUUCUGCAAAGGAAACUUUCUCCAGGCUGCAGCAGUCAAAAGUUUGUCUUUGAGGACCGAGAUGAAGGAAUGUACAACGGCCACUGGUCUCUGGUGGACUCACAGUGCCAUCUGGUGGUCGCACAACACAGAGAGGUCACUUCCCUUGGAUUGAACAAGGGGCUAAAAGAGCUAAAAACAUGGCGCAGGCCUUUGGUCCAACACAACUGUCAGGCCCUUGCUUUUGUUGACCAAUACACCAACUUUGGAAAUAAUUAAACCCCCAACUUCUAAAGAUUUUACUGACAAGAAUUUAAAAUAAAAGGGAACAAUCUAAAAUUAAACAUGAUUUUUUUAAUAUAAGGGUGCACAAGUGUUCCUCAGAUGUCAUCCUUAAAAGGAACAGAAUAUAUAGAUUUUAUUUAUCAGCUAAAGCUUACUAUCAUUACUGUCAUCAAUUAGCCAGCGUUACCACAGAUUCACCUUCAUAUAAUAAUAUAACAUUAACGUUCCAAGAUCUUCCUCAGUUGCGAUUACACUUUACCCAAAAAUAGUGGAUAUUCAUGCAUCAGCAGUCACAUUAAUAAAGGAAAUCUAUCUAUGUUUCGCACAUCUAAUGAUGCAAAUUCAGCACAUGCAUCUUGAAAUUGUUGUCCUACAUGAGUAGCCAACAAUCAGCCACCUACUUAAUAUACAUAUCAUAUUAUCAGAGUACAUAUCAGAGUAUGGGCAUCAUCUGCGGGCAUAAAUCCAGGCUGUUUGUGAUUCAGAGCACCAUCUCUGAAGGACACAUUAUUCAAUGAACAGGAGGUUUACCUCUUAGAUAAUGAAGGAUUUUUAUUCAGCCGUUACAUCAGUGCUUUUCUCUCCAAAAACCACACCAGCCAAAAUUUGCUCAGACGGUACAGUGAAAGCCAAAGAGGACAGAAAGAACAUUUAUGCUUACAUUUAGGCAUUAAGCUCUGGGUUUAAAUAAGGUCCAUCGGAGCAUUACUGUCACAUGUACGCUCCGAUGACGGGUUUCAGGGUGAACGCGUGCCAAUAUCUCCCAAGAACUGCAGUUCUGACCCCAUAACUCGAUGGUCACAAACUCUUAAAUCAGACUCUUUGAUCUCUGGCUGCUUUACAGUCUGUUCCGCCCACGUUACCGGAGUGUGACUCAAAGACCAAAUAGCUUAAGAUUUCAUCCGUCGCAUAAAAUGGACAGAAAGUCAAUACACUAAAAGACAGACCCCUGACUCUAUCAAGACAGGUCACGCUGAUUUUCUCACCCUCCCUCCUGCUGCGUUUUAUCGACAUCUGACAGACGGCAAGAUUCCUCCACCUCCAUCAGCUGAAAUGUCUGCAAUAUACUGCCUUAGAAAAGGAUUCAAUGUUGUUCAGGUUUUAAAGGUGUCAAACUUAGAUUUCUUUGUAACAGGAGAUGAUGUAGGAGAUUAAACCUAAAACUCGUAUGGAUAUAGCGAUUAGUUAAAUAGAGCUUAAUGGUUGUGUGAUAAAGGACAUACAUUGAGAAAAUUAAGAGAUCACUUAAAGGGGCACUUCACCAGUUUUACACAUCAGGUUCAGUUGACCCGUCUUCUGUGGCUCUGGAGAGCAUUUCCAAAUUAAUGAAAUUACAUGGUGGUUGGGUUUAAGCGCCAAAACUAUGUAUAUGGGUUUAGAAAAAUAUCAUGUUUCAAUUAAGUAACUGCACUUGUUACAUAUGGGGAAUAAGUACAUUGUAAAGUGACCCAAGUAGGUCACAUUACUUGAAGUAACUAUAUACCAAAAAUGAAAAGAAGUCAACAUCGCACCAACAACAUCCAACAAAUUAGCACCCCAAAAGUGAUGUUAGCGUAAAGUCACGUACUCUGCAAAGUGACAUAAAUUAGGCUUAGGCAAGUAAAGCGACAUAGGUUAGAUUAGGUAAAGAAACAUUGUGACGACAUACCUUAAAGUAUCACAUGGUUCCAAACAUGGUUCUCCUGUCAUAGUGAUGUCCAGUGUGAUCGCACAGAAAUACGUGAAAUGACCAAAACUGUAUCACGUAUUGCAUUAAAAUUACCUGAUGGCAGCACGGUUGGGUUUAAGCACCAAAACUACAUGUUUAGGUUUAGAAAAGUAUACGUUUUGGUUAAAUAACUGCACUUGUUACGUUUGGAAAAUAAGUACUUUGUAAGGUGAUACAAGUACGACACGUAACCAAAAAUCAAAAGAUGUCAAUGGUUCUUACGACAUCCAAUAAAUUAGCACCCCAAAAAUUAUGUUAGCGUAAAGUCACGUACUAAAUGUAAAGUCACGUAGGUUAGGUUUAGGCAAGUAAAGUUACGUAGGUUAGAUUAGAUAAAGAAACAUGGUGAUGACGUACCUUAAAAUAACCCACCGGACAUUACUAUGACAGGAUCGUGUUGUUAAAAGGUUGUUAAAAUAGAUCUAAAUGAACAUUCAAUACUAUGUUUUACCACAAGAUGGCUGCUCUGCAGUGGGCUAUGUAUGAUUAUUUGGUACUUUGCAGCGUACGCGGUGAACGCAAACCAAUCUGUCCAGGCACUAUUAAACUCUGUGUUUACCUCUGAGUCGGAGUCGCAGGUUGCCCACCGCUGACCUGGGUCUUGACAUUAAUCACCGCCCAUUGCAUGACAUCAUUGAACCAGGGAAUUUGGGCAUCCACCAUGACAAAGGAUCCUAAUUGACUUUACAUUGGCAGUGUUUCCGUGGUGCCACCACUUAAUUCCAACACAAUAUGUGCCACUACCAUGUGAUACAGUUUUUAGAUGUCAUGGUCUUGUAUUUCUAUGAGACCAGGUUGUGAUGUCAUCUUGGUUAUCUCAGCUUUUCACAGAAAGCCUUUCUUAAAGCUGAAGGUCUGAGGUUUGAAAGAUGUGGGCAUUUAGGUGACAGAGAGAUAAUAUUGUGUUGCAUGAUGGGAAUUGUAGUUUUUGGGUGCCUGAGUCAAGAAGUCAAGAUAUCUCAGCCUCUGUUGCUUCAGUUUUGACCAAUCUUUGUUUAAUUUGUCUGUUUUUAGUCCCUCAACUUUAUGGAAGUGUGAUACUAAAUUGCUGGAGUACCCCUUUAAAUGCCAAAAUACCACUGAUUGACACACAGUUAAUGACUGAGUCAUCCUCCCAGCCUAGCUAUUACCUUAUUAAAGUAGAUGUCACUUUUCCCAGUGAUCAAUAUUUCAUUUUGGUCAUUCUCCCCUCAGGCACGAGACAGCCAAAUUACAAACAUCUGAAUGUAAACCCUUUUUUUCACCCAUAAUCCCCUCCUCAAGGUCAAAGAGCAAAGGUCAAAGCCUGCAGUGGACCAAUCAAAUCCAGAGCCUGAGGUCUGCAGCCACCUCUGCAUACAAUUAGAAUGAAACAUAAGAACUGGGAGUCACUUCAUUCUAAUUCUGUGCAUCUCUGUAUAAUUUAUCCACUAUUUGUAUGCUACAGACUUACACAGUGGUCAUUCGCACCACUUCUCUCUUCACAAGGAGAGGUCUACAUGAGCUAAUGUUGGCAAGCCGGCAACAACCGAGGUUUGGCCUACAAAUAUUGUGCAUGUUUGAAGUAAUGUUCAAAAGGUCCUCUCUGCCUCACUCAGUUUUGUUUUUGUUCUCUCUUUAAUACUCGGAAGGAACGAACCGGCGCAGGAAGGAAAGAAAGAACAAACAAAGAGCAAUCAACAAAAUGCAAAUUGCAAACGGCUUGCAGUUCCUGCAGGCAUUGUGUCUUUAUCAAAAUGCAAAAUACCAACAUUGACAACAAAAGAAUAAAACGGAGAAGAGAGGACUCUCUGAACGAAGUCGAAUGUUUGAUCCGUCCAGGUGUGAGAAAGCAAAGAGCUACAGCCAGGCCAGCCAACUCAGUAUGUCGCAAUGUAAUAACUAUAUGUUUCCCGUGUACCUGUGUGUGUACCAGGCCUGGCUCAGAUUGCUAUCUGAGAUUGAUUCAGUAACUUUUCUGGGUUUGUAUCGAUUGUGUCGGGCACAAUGGAUUGAAUCGGGUUGUCCCAGCAGAUGCCAAUCCUGUCCGGCUCGCGGUCCAGACAGAUGAAAGCAAUCACUCGGAGAAAGUAUCUGGAGGGAUUUCAACUAAUAAUUCGAUCCAGGUCUGGUGUGUAUAGAAAUAGUUGGAGCCGUUUAUUGACAGAGUUUAAUAUCCAUACAUUUUAGGAGGGCUGAUUCAGGCUUUUACCCUCUCCAGGAAUUUGUCAAGAACUACUUCAGAAAAUUAGACAGUGUUCGAAAAAUCGUCUGGCUCUAUGAAUAAGAUGAGUCAUACUCAAAUAUUAAGAGCAUAUACACAAGCUUAAAGGAAAAAUCCACCCAGAAAUGCUUCAGCACAACAUUGAAAAGCAGAUUGUUUUAAAUAAAGCUGGAGCCAGGAGAUGGUUAGCCUAGCUUAGCAUAAACACCAGAAGCAGAAGGAAGUGUCUGUCCGAGUUAAACUAAGACUUGCUAACACAAAUUACUAAAGGCAUUCUAUCUUGUUUUUUUAAAGCACACAACGACUGACAAGUUGUGGUUUCAUGGAGAGCUAUUUUGCUGGAACAAUUUCUUUACCAGGAGCAGUGGCAUCCAGUAUCUAACCCUCUGUAAAACCACAACUUGUCAGCAACCUAUGACCAUAGGUGGAGUUUGAAUUUUAGGUUGGGGCUUCACAAAAACGAAAGAAAUGUAAUAUACAGCUGAGUGCAUUUUCAUAUCUCAACUACUACACCCAAACAAGUGAUUGCAAGAAUUGCCAUCACAAACUUCAGAGCACCCUCUAGCACAAACUGUAUUGUUUGUAAAUUCAGAGCACUGUUGAAAUUUAGGCUACCAUUCCAUUAUUCAGAGCACCACACCCCCGAAUGAAAAAAGGAACAGACCAGGUAAAAAAAACAAACAAAAAAAAAGAUGCCAAAUUAAGCAGUUUCAUGUUACAAGUCAGUGUUUUUUCUUCGCUUUUCAGCUUGUUGCGGAGGGGCCUCUAACUAUGUGGUAGACACGAAAAUGUGAAUAGCCCCGUCUAGAGCCAGUGUUUAGUUUGUCCAUUCUGGGCUACUGUGGAAACAUGGUGGUGCAAUGUGGUGAUCUCUGUAAGCGAAAACUCUCUUAAAACUAUAAAUAUAUGUACAAUAUAUCUUCAUUAAAAUGAAAGAGCUUUGCAGUUUUUGAUAGUGGUAGUUUGUGUAGAAAUGUGCAAAACUGUCCAAGAAAUGUGCAGAGGUUCACAGUAGGAGAUAUGAAAUUCAUCAAAACUUAUCAAAAUUCAUCAAUAGGCCACCACCUGUAACUGCACCAUAACUUUCUUGUUUUGCUGCUAAUCGGAUGGAUUCAGAGCGCUGUUGAAAUUUAGUCUACUGUUGCGUUAUUCAGAGCACCACACCCUCGGAGUGGCUGAGCAUUUUCUGGGCUCUCUGUCUGGGGUGAUGUAGCAGCAGAGUGCCAAGGACAGUGAAUGUGCUUAAUUUAACUUUUAGCUAAUUCAUAUAGACAUAGAAUUCUCUGUUUUUUUGAACAGCAGCACUAGAGCGUCAGAUUUACGAAUGCACCCAUGGCCACCAGCUAGAGCAGUAGAGGUUGUCUGUCCCAAUGUAACAACUUAUUAAGUAAAUAAAAAGACCACAAAAACGUAUCUUGUUGGUUUCUCAUUGUGUCAACAAGAAGAUGCAAAGUCAAUAUUAUUAUUUAUUUAUUAUCUGUGUUAAAAUAAAAAAUAAAUCCCUACAUGCAUAUUUGGCUAUGGCCACUGGGGGGUGAAGUGAGCCCCCUGAACCAACGCAAACUGCGCCUGUGGAUCUAAUGUUAAUAAGUAAGCUUUAGAGGUUCUGGUGGGUAGAUUUUUUUAUCUCUGGACUGAGCAAAACCAGCUGUUUCCCUCUGUUUCCUGUCUUUAUGCUAAGCUAAGCUAACUGACGGCUCCUAUUUACUGCACAAACAUGAGAGUGGUAUCGAUCUUUCAUUAAACUAAUAGGCAAAUAAAUGUAUUUCCCACAGUGGCAAACUAUUCCUUUAAUUUUUACUGUUCUGUCAGUGGGAAAGUAGUAAAAUUGAUAACAGAAGUAGCAGGAAAUUGCAGCAGCUAACCACGAAAUAAGUCAUGUGCUGUAAUGCACCAAUAAUAUAUAGCAAUAUUAAAGAAUGUACAAGAAUUCGAGGGUGGAUUUUUCCUUUAAAUGUGAGAUCUGGAGGCGAAGGCUGGUCCAGCGCUUCUUCUCUUCACUCACAAGAUCUUAUAGUUUUGAAAUCUAAAUGUAGAAAUACCUCAUAAGGCAUGACAAACCAACUUUUCCAUGCCAACUUGGGGGGACCUUAAUACCCUAUCGUCCAAACUUAACCUCACAGCUGUCUUGCCGAUCUUCCCAAACAUAUAACUCUGUCACUAAAUGGCUCUGAGAAUAGCCAGAGCUGCAGGUUGUUCAAGAGUUUGGCAAACCCACCUUCCCCAACGCACCCUCCCCUUGCAUUAAACCUUGACUCUUGAACUCUCGAGGUGUCAGCACCCUUUGAUGCUGGUUUGCAUUGACACACACCCAGUUGUCUGGUUUGUCUCGCUCUUGUAUGAUCCGGCGCUCGUGGGUUAGCUAUCUUUUUAUGUGUUGAACCUUCUUCUGUUAUGCAGUGGCUGUUUUUUAUACCAUUUUAAUUGUGAAUGUUUGUCUACGACACAUUUUGAGUUUAUACAAUGAUUACGCCAUCAUCCACACAAUGUAUAUUUUCUUUUUUUUCUGUGUGAUGCUGCUAUUUAUUUAUUAAAAUAUUAUUCUAA